CCGCGCCCCGCGCCCCGCGCCCGCCCGGCCAUGGGCUGCCGCGGCAGCGCCCUGCGCUGCUGCCCCGCCGGCGCCGAGGCGCGGGCUGCCGCCAGCCGGAGACGGCUGAAACCCCGGCAGCCGAAGGCUUCCCGGGAGCUGAAGGCCUUGAAGGCAGAGAAUGCCGGUGCCACGCUGUUGCCUGAAGAUGGGAAGGAGAAAGCCGCGCUGCCAGGGGAGCAGAGGACAGGGACUGUAAAAAUUUCUGAGGAGGAAAAGGAGAGCCUGAGACAAGCCCGCGAGGCGGAGACCCAGAGGCUUGCCCAAGACGUUAAAAUCCAGGUGGAAAAGGGAAAAGACUUGGAGCUGAAGGAGCAACUCUCUGAGCUGUUCAAUGCACUGAAGAGAGAGCACGAAGAGACCCUGCAAGAGCUCCAGAGAGCACACGACCAGGAGAAGCUGCUGCUGGCAGAGUCCCACCAAAGGUCCCAGGAGGCCUUACAGGAAACAAUAGACGCCUUGAAUUCCCAGCUGAAGUCCUUCCAGGAGAAGAUGAAGCGGGUGGAGGAAUCACUCUUGAGCAGAGACUACAAGAAACAUAUCGAGGAGCAUGGGAGCCCCAGCCCGUUUUGGGAGCAGGAACUGGAGAGCCUGCACUUCGUCAUUGAGAUGAAAAACGAGCACAUCCAUGGCCUGGACAAGAAGCUGCUGAACCUGGAGACUGUGGUAGAGCAGAACUUGCAGCUGGAGGAGAAGGUGAAAACCCUGCUGCAGGAGAACGAGGAUCUGCAUGUUCGCACCCAGAACCACUUGAUCAUGACCAGGCAGCUGUCCGAGGAGCUGCUGGCCGCCCGCGGCGCGCUGGAAAAGGAGUCGCAGCUGCGGGAGCAGGCGCGCCGCGAGAAGGAGGAGCUGCUGUACCGCGUGCUGAACGGGGGGGAGGCCUCCCCCUUCCCCGUCCCUUCCACUGAGGUGCCCCUCAUCGCCACGUAGCACCCCACGGCACGCUGGAGGAGCUGCCGGGCCUUCCUCCGGGCACACGGACCCAGAGCAGCUCUCACGCGGCAACGGACCAUUUCGCAGGAUGCUUCCACCCUGCCUUCCCCCUCGCUCGUGCCCUCCGUGUGCCGCGGGGCCGCAGGUGGCUCCGGCCAGCCCUGCGCAUCCCUGCCUCCGGCACCAAACCCUGCGGCUACGCACUAGGGACCAUCUGGGCUGCCUCAGGGGUGGAUCCGAACCAGCGUUCGGCUCCAGGCAGGACCAGCAUCAGCGUUCCCAGGAGUGAUCACGCAAGUUGGUUGCCCGUGGGGCAGGUGGGAUGGAGAUGAUCACCAGGUGGGUAAGGAUGGCCCCGAGGCCGGGAAGGAACGGAGGGGGAGCAGACGAUGACCAAGGGGACCCAGUGUUAAGCAUGAGGAGCAAAAGGUGGUAGCUACGCUGUUCCCCGGCAGAGAAGCCCUGCAGGAGAGGGGAGGUAGUAACAAGAGAGGGGCAUCCUGGCUCGCUGCUCCCCUGAGCUGACACCACCUGAGUUGGCUCUGCUCAUUGCUCAGAAAAGUGCAGUUCCUGCCAUUUUCACAGCAAAAUGAAGAGUCUCCCCUGCCUGGGACCUGCCAUGGCCUUGGGGAAGAGGGGGAAGCAGACAAGGCUUGCACAGCUCCCCUUCCAUCCUCCUCCUCCUGUAACCUGCUCCUGGGGAUCACUCCCAUGGCCUGGGACGUGCUCAGUCAGCAACACACGGAAGCCAAAUGCUUCUGGCUCUCACACCCCGCCAGCUGGCCCUGCAGGCCCCAUCUCCUCCCGCAAAGCUGGGCAGGGGCUGCAUGCUCGAAGGUGCUUUCAGGGCACAAAGUGUCAUCUCACAGGGGAGCAGGCUUUGGCGGUGACUGCCAGCGAGUCCCAUCCCUCCCUGCCCAUGUCCCCAGCGCAGGGAGACACUGGAGCAGCAGGGACAAGGGGGACCGGAGAGCUGCAGGACAUCGGCUGGAUGCGCAGAAGCACCUUGCACUGGGUGCAUGAGUGUGGUGGGAUGGCAACUGCUCCAGUGGCCGUCCCCAGCCUGCCCCCCCCAUCCCAAGCAGAUUUAGCCGGGGUGGGGAGGUGUGUGCGCGCGCAUGUGUGUAUGUAUGUGAGUGUGUGUGCACUAGGCCAAUGCUGUACCAAUUACAACUCUAAAAGCAGCAGCCUAAAAGAA
This is a messenger RNA of Rhea pennata, 2173 nucleotides long. It is a transcript of the gene CCDC69, whose product is annotated as coiled-coil domain containing 69. NCBI's taxonomy places the organism in Eukaryota, Metazoa, Chordata, Aves, Rheiformes, Rheidae. The coding region runs from base 31 to 972 and encodes 313 amino acids. The transcript is spliced from 9 exons. The record is from RefSeq and is a predicted model, not a curated record. Gene Ontology annotation, molecular function: microtubule binding. Gene Ontology annotation, cellular component: cytoplasm; nucleus.